AUGGGAGGCGGCCCGGAAAGCCCAGAGAGGCAGAAUGGCGAGCAGGAACUGGAACUGCUGGUGACGCUUCCGUUGCCUGAAAUGCCGGCACAAGUCGAUAUCUUGAAGCGCAAGUUUCCGAGUAUAUCGAAGGUGACAUGGGUGACGGCGAGUAAGCUGGCUGAUGCGGAGGAUAAGAUUCGAGAAGCAUGGAAGACAGCGACCUUUGUCGUGACUCUGGGGAUCGUUCCCGAGAAGAAGGAGGAUGUGCCGAAACUUCGCCUCCUACACAUCUUCUCCGCCGGCAUCGAUCACCUAAACGACAAACCGCUCUUGACCUCCCCAUCCCUUUCCUCCAUCGCGGUCACAACGUCGUCCGGAAUUCACGGCCCGCCCAUCACCGAAUGGGUCCUCUCAUCCCUCCUGGCUCUAACCCGCGAGACCUUCACUGUGCACCACUGGCAGCGCGAGCACAAAUGGGGCGACAACAAACAGAUCUUUCACAAAAUGAGCGAUUGGGCUGGCAAGACUAUAGGCAUUGCGGGCUACGGAAGCAUUGGAAGGCAGGUGGCUAGAGCGUUGGUGGGACUGGGGGUGAAGGUGCAUGCUUAUACGAGUCGGGCAAGGAAGACGAGUGAGGCGAGGAGGGAUGGUGGGUGGAUUGUGGGUGAGAAGCAGGGGUGGGGACUGGGGGAUAGGGAGGGGACGUUGCCGGUGGCGUGGUAUUCGGAGGAGGAUGGACAGGGUGGAGGAGAGAAGAACAAGAAGGCCGGUCUGCAUACUUUCCUGAGAAGUGGGCUGAGUGCUGUGGUGGUGAGUCUGCCGCUUACAACAGCGACAACGGGGUUGUUUGGGAAGGAGGAGUUUGAGAUCCUGAGGGAUGGCGUCAAGGCUGCUACUGCGGCUCAGCCGGAUGUCACAAAGCCGGAGAUCGAUGCCGCGGGGUGCUACUUUGUGAAUAUUGCACGAGGGAAGAUGGUCGAGCAGGAUGCUCUGAUCGAAGCGCUCAAUACAGGCGUGUUGAAGGGCGCGGCGCUGGAUGUUACGGAGCCCGAGCCGCUGGGUGAGAACAGCAAGCUGUGGGAUGCAAAGAAUACUAUCGUGAGUCCGCACAUCAGCGGGUUGGGGCGUGAGUACGCAGGCAGGAGUUUGGAGAUUGUGGUAGAGAAUAUUGGGAGGUUGUUGGGCGGAGCGAGCGGAGGUUUGGUCAACGAGGUCACACGAGGUAGGGGGUAUUGA
Molecule: messenger RNA, 1218 nt
Organism: Cyphellophora attinorum
Lineage: Eukaryota; Fungi; Ascomycota; Eurotiomycetes; Chaetothyriales; Cyphellophoraceae
Product: D-2-hydroxyacid dehydrogenase
Exons: 3
Coding region: 1-1218 (405 amino acids)
Molecular function (GO): NAD binding
Source: RefSeq, a predicted model, not a curated record